CUGUUAAAAACUUCUCGCGGUUAAAUAAAUAAUAAUGAUACUCUGUUUGCCGUUACUGUAUAGAGUAGUACAUAUGGACAGAGAGACGCACAUCGCACUUGGAUAGAUACCCAUAACACACGCACACAGAGAUAGGGUUUCAAAUCUAAUCCUCAAACCAAAGUCUUUCAUUUGUUUGCUACAUAGCUUCCUCAGCUUCUUCCCAUGGCGUCCAAUUCCAACAAGGAUGUUCCCUCUGACGAGAAAACAGGUUCUUCAGAAGGCAAAAUCCCAAAAUCAGAAAUGUCUUCUGGGGAGUCACAGUCAGGACAAGGAAGAUCUUCCCCUUCUCCAGGACCUGGAUUGGCUUCCAAUGUUUUUGAUUUCUCAGCCAUGAGUGGCCUGCUUAAUGACCCAAGCAUCAAGGAAUUGGCUGAGCAGAUAUCAAAAGAUCCUGCAUUUAACCAAAUGGCAGAGCAGCUUCAUAAAACUCUUCAAGGUGCAGGAGCUGAAGAGGGGAUCCCUCAGUUUGAUUCACAACAAUACUAUUCCACCAUGCAACAGGUCAUGCAGAAUCCUCAAUUUAUGACUAUGGCUGAACGCCUUGGCAAUGCAUUGAUGCAGGAUCCCUCAAUGUCUCAAAUGCUUGAGAGUUUGGCAAAUCCAUCACAGAAAGAUCAGAUUGAGGAACGAAUGGCACGAAUUAAAGAAGAUCCUUCUUUAAAACCUAUUUUAGAAGAGAUAGAGUCUGGUGGUCCGGCAACAAUGAUGAGGUAUUGGAAUGACAAAGAGGUUCUACAGAAGUUGGGUGAAGCAAUGGGUCUCUCUGUUUCUGGAGAAGCAGCUACUUCUGUAGAAAAUUCUGGACAAGAUGAAGCAGAAGAUGGGGGAAAUGAAGAUGAGUCCAUUGUUCACAAUUGUGCUAGUGUUGGUGAUUUUGAGGGUUUGAAAAAUGCAUUGGCUUCUGGUGCCAACAAGGAUGAAGAGGAUUCAGAGGGAAGAACAGCAUUGCACUUUGCAUGUGGAUAUGGGGAGGUAAAGUGCGCUCAAAUUCUUCUUGAGGCAGGAGCAACUGUUGAUGCACUGGAUAAAAAUAAGAACACUGCGCUUCAUUAUGCAGCUGGAUAUGGAAGGAAGGAAUGUGUAGCCCUUCUACUAGAGAAUGGCGCUGCUGUUACCCUCCAGAACAUGGAUGGCAAGACUCCCAUCGACGUUGCCAAGCUAAAUAACCAACAUGAGGUACUAAAGUUGCUUGAGAAGGAUGCCUUCCUGUAAGUGGGAGGAUGAAUGUCAUGUGCAUGCUGUAGGCACCUGAGUGAUAGGUCAAUUUGUUCUCUAUGCUGUCUUUGCUGAUGUCAAUUGCAAGGUUUUUCAGUCAGUAACAUGAUCUCUCUUUUUUUUUUUUUUUUCUUUUUUUAAUUUGAAAAAAAAAAAAUAUUCAUGGGAUUUCUAGAGGGCAUGCCAUAUCAUGUGUUGUAUUCCCCGGUUCUGUUUAGUUUAUUAUUAACUACUGUAAACGCCUCUUAUGUAAUGUUGGGAAACAGUCUGUUUCUUGUUUUAUCAUAUGAAUGCCAUAUUUCAGUAUGUUUUUCA
This is a messenger RNA of Hevea brasiliensis (rubber tree), 1572 nucleotides long. Its product is annotated as ankyrin repeat domain-containing protein 2A. The transcript is spliced from 9 exons. Lineage: Eukaryota; Viridiplantae; Streptophyta; Magnoliopsida; Malpighiales; Euphorbiaceae. Gene Ontology annotation, molecular function: chloroplast targeting sequence receptor activity; protein binding. Bases 205 to 1254 code for a protein of 349 amino acids. Gene Ontology annotation, cellular component: chloroplast outer membrane. The record is from RefSeq and is a predicted model, not a curated record. Gene Ontology annotation, biological process: protein targeting to chloroplast.